AUGCUGGGAGUAUACUGAACAUUUUCUCACCGAACUGCUGGGUCCACCACUACCAUCGCUUACUCUUUGCCGUGAUGACUAUAUAAUUAUAAAAUAUUUCACCAGAUGUCGCCAUUUAUUAGUCAUGGCGACAAUUGCACCAAAUGCAUUAGUCAGUAAAAGAAAGAAACAUUUUCUCGGUGUUCCAGCUCCUCUGGGUUAUGUUGCUGGUGUUGGAAGAGGUGCUACUGGAUUCACCACUCGGUCAGAUAUCGGUCCUGCCCGUGAUGCAAGUGAUGUACCUGACGAUCGCCACGCACCAGCAAAUAAACGGAAAAAGAAAGAUGAAGAUGAGGAUGAUGAUGAAGACUUGAAUGAUUCUAAUUAUGAUGAGUUUGCUGGUUAUGGAGGAAGUUUGUUCAGUAAAGACCCUUAUGACAAAGAUGAUGAAGAAGCAGAUGCUAUUUAUGAAGCCAUUGACAAGCGGAUGGAUGAAAAAAGAAAAGAAUACAGGGAGGCCAAACUUAAAAGAGAGCUAGAAAGAUAUCGACAGGAGCGUCCAAAAAUCCAACAGCAGUUUAAUGAUUUAAAGAGAGACUUGGCUAGUGUAACUGAAAGUGAUUGGAAGACCAUCCCCGAGGUUGGUGAUGCUCGUAAUAAGAGACAACGGAAUCCUCGUCCAGAAAAGUUCACUCCUAUGCCAGACUCCAUUUUAACAAAAGCAGCAUUGGGAGGAGAUUCUGUCACAACAGUAGACCCUCGUCAACAGGCCUAUAGUGUUGGACUAGCUACUCCUUUUCCCGGUACAACAACACCAGGUGGCUUAAUGACACCAGGAUGGGCCACACCAAGUGGUGACCUGGACUUGAGAAAGAUUGGACAAGCAAGGAACACUCUUAUGGACAUUAAACUGAACCAGGUUUCUGAUUCAGUGAGUGGCCAGACUGUAGUUGAUCCUAAAGGUUAUUUGACAGACUUACAGUCCAUGAUUCCAACACAUGGAGCUGACAUUAGUGACAUCAAGAAAGCUAGGCUUCUGCUGAAUUCUGUGAGAGAGACCAAUCCUAACCACCCUCCUGCUUGGAUAGCCUCAGCUCGAUUGGAGGAAGUGACAGGAAAGAUACAGGCUGCAAGAAACCUCAUCACUAAGGGCUGCGAGAUGUGUCCCAACUCGGAAGACGUUUGGCUUGAAGCAGCACGUCUUCAGCCUAACGAUUUGUCUAAAGCUGUUAUAGCCCAAGCUGUACGCCACAUGCCAUCAUCUGUAAGAAUAUGGAUCAAAGCAGCAGACUUAGAAACAGAAAUUAAAGGAAAACGACGGGUUUAUAGAAAAGCAUUGGAACAUAUUCCAAACUCUGUGAGGUUAUGGAAGGCAGCAGUUGAAUUGGAAGAACCUGAAGAUGCUCGGAUCCUCCUAAGCAGAGCAGUGGAAUGCUGUUCAACUAGUGUUGAGCUAUGGUUAGCUUUGUCUCGACUUGAAACAUAUGACAAUGCAAGAAAGGUUUUGAACAAAGCUCGAGAAAAUAUACCCACUGACCGUCAGAUCUGGAUCACAGCUGCUAAACUGGAAGAAGCGAACAAAAAUAUGCAUAUGGUGGAGAAGAUUAUAGACAGAGCUAUCAGCUCUUUAAGAGCAAAUGGAGUAGAAAUCAAUCGAGAGCAGUGGUUUAAGGAUGCCAUAGAGUGUGAGAAGUCAGGGUCUGUGCUGACCUGUCAGGCCAUUAUUAAAACGGUCAUUGGUAUUGGAGUAGAAGAUGAGGAUCGCAAACACACGUGGAUGGAGGAUGCUGAUAUGGUACUGAAACCGUGGUUUUCAUAUUUUGCUAAGUUUUACGGGAAUGAAACUCAACCAAAGUUUUGCUUGCAAUCAUUUCAUGGUUUUAUGUUAUUAUAUUCAAUUUUUUUAUUUUUAAUACAGGGUGAUGUUCCCGCAGCAAGAAGUAUCCUGUCUCUAGCUUUUCAGGCUAACCCUAACAGUGAAGAAAUCUGGUUGGCUGCUGUGAAGCUAGAAAGUGAAAACAACGAGUAUGAAAGAGCCCGCCGUUUAUUGGCAAAGGCCCGUUCUAGUGCCCCGACAGCCAGGGUGAUGAUGAAGUCUGUGAAGUUGGAGUGGGCUCUAGGUGAUCUAAUCCAGGCAAAAUCACUUCUAGAAGAAGGCUUGAAGCUUUAUCCAGAGUUCCCCAAGUUGUGGAUGAUGAAAGGACAGAUUCUUGAACAAGAACAAAAACCUGAAGCUGCAAGAGAUGCUUUCAACCAAGGAGUAAGUAGCGUAACUGAAACACAUCACCCUCUAACAGUUAAACUACAUCAUCCUUUGGAAUCGUUGGAAACACUUUUGCAGAGAGCAGUGGCUCAUUGUCCUAAGGCAGAAGUUUUGUGGUUGAUGGGAGCAAAAUCCAAGUGGUUAGCAAAAUUAGAAACUAAACCUUUGUGCUCUCGAAUAAAACCAAUUUUUGUUAUCUUGACCACAGCUAUGCAGGAAUGUCCAGGAAGUGGAAUUCUUUGGGCAGAAGCCAUCUUCAUGGAGGCAAGACCACAGAGGAAGACCAAGAGUGUGGAUGCAUUGAAACGCUGUGAACAUGAUUCGCAUGUAUUGCUAGCUGUGUCCAAACUGUUUUGGUCAGAAAGAAAGACAACAAAAGCAAGGGAGUGGUUUACUCGUACAGUAAAGAUCGAUCCUGACCUUGGAGAUGCCUGGGCCUAUUUUUUCAAGUUUGAAAUGUUACAUGGUACUGAGGAGCAACAAGACGAGGUUAGGAAGGGCUGUGUUAAUGCUGAGCCACACCAUGGAGAGCACUGGUGUUCUGUAUCAAAGGACAUCCAAAACUGGAGGAAGAAGACAGUGGAAAUUCUUGUUCUCGCAGCCAAUGCUGUGCUUAUCCCGGUAUGAUUAAUGUUGGCAGGUAAAGUGGGACCCAAGAAGAUUAUUACGACCUGUUUUUCACUCUUCAAGUUCAUUUUGUAUAUCCAGUUCAAAUAAAAUCUUGAAAAUAGCUAGAGGUGUGUAUCUAACUAAAAAGAUUUCUGGUAAG
Limulus polyphemus (Atlantic horseshoe crab) is the source of this 3011-nucleotide messenger RNA. RefSeq names its product pre-mRNA-processing factor 6-like (gene Prp6). Lineage: Eukaryota; Metazoa; Arthropoda; Merostomata; Xiphosura; Limulidae. The transcript is spliced from 21 exons. The coding region runs from base 125 to 2869 and encodes 914 amino acids. The record is from RefSeq and is a predicted model, not a curated record. Gene Ontology annotation, biological process: mRNA splicing, via spliceosome; spliceosomal tri-snRNP complex assembly. Gene Ontology annotation, cellular component: catalytic step 2 spliceosome; U4/U6 x U5 tri-snRNP complex. Gene Ontology annotation, molecular function: protein binding.